GCACACCAUGAUCGAACAAUACUAGGUACUAGUACUACAAAUCUCUACGUUCAACUACCAACAGUGGUGUUGUUUCCGAAGGACGAGACAUGAGCCAACUUAGAAUAGCUGGGAUGACAAGCGCCAAGCAAGAACCAAUGCUCGAAUCUAUCGCCUCGGCGCAAAAGGUGCUUGGUGAUACCGCUGACUCCUGCUACGUCUGCUCGUCGCCUUGCUCCAGAGCUGUCUGCUGUCAUGGAGAAUUCCCCCAGUGUUGCUCAGAUGGCGUCUAUUGCUAUUGCUGUCAGGACUGAUUACUUCUGGUGUCUUGUCUAAGGAGCCAUCCAGGGCAGGUAUUCAUGUAAACGUGUUUUUUA
Aspergillus vadensis CBS 113365 is the source of this 356-nucleotide messenger RNA. RefSeq lists its product as uncharacterized. The transcript has 2 exons. The record is from RefSeq and is a predicted model, not a curated record. NCBI's taxonomy places the organism in Eukaryota, Fungi, Ascomycota, Eurotiomycetes, Eurotiales, Aspergillaceae. Bases 90 to 293 code for a protein of 67 amino acids.